GCUUGCUCAAGCUGUACGUAGAAUAAUCAAGACGAGUAUGAAUUCUAGCUUCUUUUUAUAUCUGCUAUGCUUUUAAGUAACGAGCAAUACUUGGCUCAAUUAGCAGAGCAUUUACGGCAGUUGCAAGGCAAAGGGGCUAGCUCCUUGUAUUUGUCUCAAAAGAAAAACCCAGUUUUUGAUGAUGAACAAAACGCGAAACCGUCAGUUUUACUAAGAGCCAAAAAUGGAGCAAACUGGAAAAUAUCGACAGUUGUAAAUGCUGAGAACUUCACGGAUUUCUUUGGAAAAUAUGCUGAGGUCUGCAAAGGCGGAAUGAUUGGGCUGAAGAAACGUGACCGAAAGAAAAACAAGAAGAAAAAGAAAGCACCUUCAGCAUCUACUGCAUAAAGUUAGGAUAGGGUAUUCUCAACGAACCUGAUAAUUUUCUUACUUCCUUUAUUUUAUUGCAUACCUGGUCUAUCGAUAACGUUGACUGUUAUUUAUUAAAUAUAAUUGUCAUGAAAAGCCCUAACAGUAAUAAGUUUCAUAUGGUGGCCAGUGGAUAUUGUUUUGUUUUGUAUCUAUCUAUAUUUUUCCAUUUGCUAUUAUUCAUCUGGUUUUGACCAAGAAUAAUCCAGUUCCUUUAAUGUUGGCGUGUAAAGAAAUGGGAUGCAACGCGAUAUCAUAUAUCCUCCUAUCUCUCAGUUGUAAGUUGGCAGUUCAUCUUAUUUUUACUUACUUGGUAUCAAGAAGCGUGUCUACCUUAGGUUGGAAACGUUUACUUCCAAUCCCAUUAUGUGGGCACGAACUUCCUGCAAGUAGUGGAUUUCUUCUACACAGGAGUAUUACUCGCAAAAUCAAAAUCCAUCAUGAUGCUCGUAUACAGAUUGUUUACCUUUACAAUAGCUUUCUUUAUUCACAAGAAUUCAUCUAGCUUUCUUUUCCUUUAGUGAGCUUCAGAGUAUUUCGUUAAUCAUUGCAAAACGUAACACCCAUACGCAUGUAGAUCACGCAGAUCCUCCACAUAAUUCCUUUUCGUAACGAAA
This is a messenger RNA of Schizosaccharomyces octosporus yFS286, 1025 nucleotides long. RefSeq names its product signal recognition particle subunit Srp14. The record is from RefSeq and is a predicted model, not a curated record. Lineage: Eukaryota; Fungi; Ascomycota; Schizosaccharomycetes; Schizosaccharomycetales; Schizosaccharomycetaceae. The coding region runs from base 67 to 387 and encodes 106 amino acids. Gene Ontology annotation, molecular function: endoplasmic reticulum signal sequence receptor activity; 7S RNA binding. Gene Ontology annotation, cellular component: signal recognition particle, endoplasmic reticulum targeting. Gene Ontology annotation, biological process: SRP-dependent cotranslational protein targeting to membrane. The transcript has 3 exons.